Molecule: messenger RNA, 281 nt
Organism: Colletotrichum destructivum
Lineage: Eukaryota; Fungi; Ascomycota; Sordariomycetes; Glomerellales; Glomerellaceae
Product: Putative RTA-like protein
Exons: 1
Coding region: 2-208 (68 amino acids)
Cellular component (GO): membrane
Source: RefSeq, a predicted model, not a curated record
GAUGGGCGGGUACGCGUUCCGCAACGAGUGGUUGUUCUGGGUCUUUGAGGCCCUGCCAAUGUUGAUCGCCAUCGGGGUGUUUUGCGUCUGGCACCCGAGCGAGUAUCUCGGGAGGGACGAUGCGAAGGGGAGGUUUGCGAAGGGCGGCGAGGGGGUUCGGGAGGUGGAUGAGGCGGUAACCGAUCGGGAUACCCGUCGUCGACCGUAGGGGCCCGAUUUGAAGCGGUGUCUUGUCGCUUGGUUCAUGUGACCGAUGCUUGACCUUCGGGAUUCGUUCCUCG